AUGCCUCUCAUACUCACCUGUGGCUAUCCCUGUUCGGGCAAAUCCUCCGUUGUUGAGGGCUUGCUUCCAGCUCUUCAGUCCAGGCAUCCCACUCACGAGUUUGUUGUGAUUCCUGAACCGGCUAUGCGAGCGACAACGUUGACCACUGCUCAUGACGGUCGUCAAGAGAUCUAUGCAGAUUCGGCUAAAGAGCGCGAACUUCGGGGUCAUCACAAGUCCGAGAUAGAACGGGCCCUGUCAUCGCGCCGUGGAGAUCGGGAUAAUAAAGUUUCUCAACUUGUGGUUAUCAUGGACGCCCCAAAUUACAUCAAGGGCUAUCGGUAUGAGCUGUACUGCCUGGCCAAAUCAUUGAAGCAUCCACAUCUGGUCCUGUUUUGUGACACACAUUCAGACAAAUGUCGCGAGUGGAAUAAAAAGGUUGACCGCUACCCGGAUGACCUUAUCACGGAUAUGAUCGCCCGCUUUGAACCCCCGCAGUCUUCACAACGAUGGGAUAGCCCUCUGUUAACGAUCCGGCCGGAUCAAUGGUCUUGUGUGGAAGACAUUGAUAUCAGCAUUAUCCUAACAGAACUCGAGAAUCUCCUCUUCGACGCAAGUCGACGCGCCGUCAAACCAAACCGUUCGACACAACUCGCUCCACGUGUUUCAACUGACCUUCUGCAGGAACUGGAGCGUGCAACUCAACUGAUCGUCGAUCACAUCUUAUCCAGUCAGUCAAUGGGUGUGCAAUCGAUCUCUCUUCCACCAUCAAUCGUGGCAUCGGAAAAGUUCAUGUCUGAUGUAGCAAACACACAGCUAUCGCUUGUCGGAAGAGAGGCGCAGUUCUCGUUGGCUAACCUCGCCAGAGCCAAACGCCGCUAUAUCACACUUCAGCGAGCAAAACUGGGAGACCUGACAGUUCCCCCGAAUAUCGUCUCCCUUGCUGCCGGUUUCUUACGUUUUCUGGCAACAUCUGAAGGGAUUUCAGACUUUCUUCAUACUGGUUAAAUAUUUUUUAGAAUUCGAAAUAUGACUUUGACUUCCAUUGGAGACUUUUCAAACUAAGGAAGGAUUUGUCGGUCAUUUUAC
Molecule: messenger RNA, 1068 nt
Organism: Opisthorchis viverrini
Lineage: Eukaryota; Metazoa; Platyhelminthes; Trematoda; Opisthorchiida; Opisthorchiidae
Exons: 4
Coding region: 1-987 (328 amino acids)
Source: RefSeq, a predicted model, not a curated record